CAGGACGUGACUCGCUUUCAGGCGUGGAAGUCCUGCCUUUCAGUGCUGGGCAUUCCCUUCCUCGAUGUGGUGCGCGUCCUCGCCGCCGUCCUCCUUCUGGGCAACAUUCAGUUCGACCAACAGGAACAAAGACAGAAGAAGGAGCUGCAGGCGGUGGCCAAUCUGCUGGGUGUCUCAAGUACCACCCUCUACAAGGGCCUCACCACAGUGACCUAUUCUGGAUCUUCAAAAUCAGCCAGUGGACUUCAAACGGUCCGCUCGAGGAGAACGACGGCCAGCUCCAAAGCAGUUCGCGACUCACUGGCAAAGGCGCUGUACAUUCGCACCGUGGCCACCAUCAUCCGCCGGGCGAACUCCUCCAAACGAAUCGGUUCCUCCUGCGGCACCACCAGCUCCGAGAGCAACGAGUCGAUUCACAAUACUGCCAACCACGAGACGGGAAGUAAUCUGCAUCAAGGGAGCCACAACAAUGGCGGGGCGCCGGCGUCGAGCAUCGGCUCCGCCUGCGGCAAGUCCUACCGGACGAUGGCAGUGCUCAACAGCGCCGUCCGCUACGCCACCAUGGACGGCUUCAUCGGCAUCCUCGACAUGUUUGGCUUUGAGGACGGACGGCUAAGCCGCCUGGAGCAGCUGUGCAUCAACCUGUGCGCCGAGACGAUGCAGCACUUCUACAAUACGCACAUCUUCAAGGCCAGCAUCGAGUCGUGUCGGGAUGAGGGCGUUCGCCCCGACAUUGAGAUCGACUUUGUCGACAACGUUCCCUGCAUUGACUUUAUCUCCUCUCUGCGAACCGGCCUCUUCAGUUUGUUAGACGGAGAGUGUCGGAAGAGCAGCAGCAGUGGCGGCAGCAGCCCCGAGGCGCUGGUAGAGAAGAUCAAGGCGCAGCACUACGGCAGCCCGCGAUACUUUGAGCAGCAGCAGCUAAGCCGCUACUUUGGCAUUCGUCACUUUGUGGCCGACGUGAUCUACGACACGAGCCACUUUCUGGAGGCGAACUCUGACCGCCUCUGCGACGACAUUGUCGCCGUCUUCCACAAGUCGCACUGCUCCUUUGGCUUUGUCAGCCACCUUUUUGGCGGGGAGCUGCGGCAGCUGACUCAGCUCAGCGGCAGUGCUCAAACUACCGGCAACGCCAAACAGGGCGUCCUUCCUCGAGGACUGAAGUUUCGCAUCGCCCCCACGGCCUCACACUCUCCGGCCACCUCGCACAACCACAAUGGCUCAUCAGCUAAUCAGCAACUACCAACAACCCUGACCGCCGACUUUCACAAUCGCCUAGACAACCUCCUGCGAACGCUAGUGCACGCCCGACCGCACUUUGUUCGCUGCAUUAAACUAAACGACCACGACCGACCGGGCCUCUUUGAACGCUCCUCCGUCGCCCGUCAGGUGCGCGCUUUGCAAAUUCUUGAAACAUCAAACAAUGUUAACCAAACGGGAGAAAAUUCCCGUAGCUCAACAGAUGUGAACUCCGCUUUAACUCAGAAUCAAGACUUUAAAGCUUUCGAAACUGCAAAGGAGCAUAUGCAAUUUUCUUAUCUAGUAGUGCUUAACCUAUACAUGCAGUUAUACGCCAAAAGGACGGAUUUGGAAGAAAAUCCAACCGAUUUUGCUCUUAUACGUCAAAUCAAUGAGAUUGUAGACAUUAUAAAAAAACAUUUGAUUGAAUACAACUCCGAACAAUUGGAGUUUAUGAAACUUCAAGAUUGCGUAUUGAGUGCGCAGAUCAGAGCCGAAAAAGACCCAGAAAAACGAAAUAAUUUACUUGCCGCACAAGUGCGACUGAGCAAGCAAAUUGAGCACAUUUGUACAAUCUAUGACAAUGUUGAACAAAAAGCUGUCCACACUGAAAAAGUUUUGACAAAUACGGCUUCAAAUCAU
Rhagoletis zephyria (snowberry fruit fly) is the source of this 1881-nucleotide messenger RNA. RefSeq names its product myosin-IIIa-like. Gene Ontology annotation, molecular function: ATP binding; actin filament binding; cytoskeletal motor activity. Gene Ontology annotation, biological process: actin filament organization. NCBI's taxonomy places the organism in Eukaryota, Metazoa, Arthropoda, Insecta, Diptera, Tephritidae. Gene Ontology annotation, cellular component: myosin complex; actin cytoskeleton; cytoplasm. The record is from RefSeq and is a predicted model, not a curated record.